AUGGAAAUAAACGUAAUACUCCGUACAAAUUCACCACCUGUACCGCUGAGUAAUCUCUCCUCGGUUUCACCACCGGCAACAAUUCAAUCUGACUGCAAUCCGCAAAAGACACAAAUACUUGGGAGCGAGAAUGAAGUUGUUGAGUGUGACGAGUUCCAACCACCCCACGCAGUUGUAGAGAAGCGAUUUCUGCUAAACCCCGGGUCAAUACGCCUAGAGGUGCAUCUAGACCGCGCUAAUUAUACUCACGGAGAGGAUGUACAAGUCCACGUAACUGUGAAUAAUGAUAGUCACAAGUCCGUAAGGAGGAUUGAGCACGGUAAGUUCAAAAACGUCGUGGGAGCUGAAUCAGAACGUGAAAACUGUCCCCUGGCUCCUGGGACAAAAUUUUCAAAAACUUACAGCCUAAAGCCGGCGUUGAUCUCAACGAAAAACUGGAUCGCUCUUGAAUAUAAUUACACGAAGAAAGAAAAGGAAAAAUGUCUUGCGUCGACGAUUAUUUCUCCAGUAUACAAUGAAGAAGACAGAAAUCCUUAUGCCAUAAAUGUCUCCUACUAUGUACAAGUAAAACUUCUGAUAUCACUGAUGUGUAACGUAGUGUCUGUGAAGCUGCCUUUUACGUUAAUGCGACCGGAUCCAGAUCCAGAAUUAUCGACUUUUUCUCCGGCACUACCACUAAAGAGCCCACCGGUAGAAACUUCAAACGCAAAUAGCGGAGGCGAAGAUAAAAAAAAACCGCUAGCAGUGAUGGAAACAUCUAUUCAGGCUAACGGGAACAAAGUUACCACUGCAUUGGUGCAAGUCAAGCAAAUGGCUGACGUGAAUCUUAAAGAGAACAAUAAGCUCUUUGAAAGCACCUGA
Cotesia congregata is the source of this 861-nucleotide messenger RNA. The record is from the annotation of a GenBank genome assembly. Lineage: Eukaryota; Metazoa; Arthropoda; Insecta; Hymenoptera; Braconidae.